GGCGGAGCGUUUAAGCUUAAAGCCGCAACGUUUGUAAACCGGGACGGAAGAGGAAAAGAAACGCAGUCAACCGCAUGGCCAUGAAAUUGUUCGACGCACACUGUCAUCUCCAAGAUCCAAGAAUCCUCAGCACUGCUCCGAAACUCAUCUCUACUGCCCUUAAUUCCGGCGUUACUCAUUUUGUCGUUAAUGGCGUCUCCGAGAAAGACUGGCAUUUAGUGAAGGAGAUGAGCGUUGACUAUUCGUCUGUGCUUCCUUGCUUUGGUGUCCACCCCUGGUAUGUUGAAGAGAGAAGUCCUGCUUGGUUCAACACUCUCAAGGAGUUCUUGGAGACAACUCCCUCUGCUUCUGUUGGAGAGAUUGGAUUAGACAAAGGUUCUCGAGGAAAGCAGAUUGAUUUCACCAGUCAGGUUGAAGUAUUCCAGCAGCAGCUUCAACUUGCAAAAGAGCUGAAAAAACCUGCAUCUGUCCAUUGUGUCCGUGCAUUUGGUGAGCUUCUUCAGAUAAUGAAAGAUCUAGGGCCCUUCCCAGAAGGUGUCAUUCUUCAUUCUUACCUAGGUUCUGCAGAGAUGGUUCCUGAAUUCGCAAAGCUUGGUGCUUACUUUUCAUUCUCUGGAUUUCUCAAGCACAUGAAACAACAGAAGGCAAAAAUAAUGCUCAAGGCGAUACCUUCGGAGAGGAUUUUAUUAGAGUCAGAUGCCCCUGAUGCGCUGCCAAAUUCAGAGUUAGGUUCUCUAUUUUUGGUUGAUGGAGAUCCUUCUCUACCUCAAGAGCUUCAUACCCAAGGGGGGAAUUCAGCAUCAGAUGAUGGCUCUGCCCCUGAUGAUCAGACCCAUGGAGCAAGAGAUGCAUCAAAGUCACCAAAAGACAUGCUUAACCAUCCAGCCAACAUUCAUAUUGUGCUUGAUCAUGUGGCAUCUUUGCUGGAACUAACCAAGGAAGAAGUUGCAGAACUCAGUUAUAGAAAUGCUGUCCGCCUCUUUUCCUAUGAAGGUUCAAAAAUUUCCUCCAUGUGAUUCAGUUUCCUGUGUCUGUUUUCUCUUCUAAGUUUGGGAGCACUACCGUGCAAAAAUUACUUGUAUCUCACCUCAUCUGAUAUGGCUCUUCCACACUUCUAAUGUGUAUAUCAGUAGUGUUCAGACUUUGGAUCUUCACUCAAUAAGCAUUGCUGCUAUACUAUACGCACAAUAAGAAAAGGAAUAUUUCAGUCCUUAACAGGGAAAUUCCUAGCCAAUGCUACAAAUUUCUCCUUUUU
Molecule: messenger RNA, 1255 nt
Organism: Rubroshorea leprosula
Lineage: Eukaryota; Viridiplantae; Streptophyta; Magnoliopsida; Malvales; Dipterocarpaceae
Source: the annotation of a GenBank genome assembly